Messenger RNA from Rhinopithecus roxellana (golden snub-nosed monkey), 2062 nucleotides. RefSeq names its product RUN domain containing 3A (gene RUNDC3A). The coding region runs from base 273 to 1613 and encodes 446 amino acids. The transcript has 11 exons. The record is from RefSeq and is a predicted model, not a curated record. NCBI's taxonomy places the organism in Eukaryota, Metazoa, Chordata, Mammalia, Primates, Cercopithecidae. Gene Ontology annotation, cellular component: cytosol.
ACUGGCCGAGGGGGGCGGGCGACUGGAGGAGGGGGUGACGGGGCCCGGCUCAGCACCUCGGAGAGCUCCCUCCCCGGCCUUGUUUUGCUCUGGCAUCGCUGCCGGGGGAGGGAGCAAGGGGGCCGGGCACCGGGCGCAGAGGUAGGGGGAUGGCCAUGGAAGGGUUGAGGGGCCGCGGCGGACAGAGGGCCCAGCCGUGAUCCAGCGACGGGUUUGGGGCUCCGGGAGGGGUGGGGGGCAGCGGGCGGCGGCAGCAGUGGCCGUACAUCUGGAUGGAAGCGAGCUUUGUCCAGACCACCAUGGCUCUGGGGCUAUCCUCCAAGAAAGCAUCCUCUCGCAACGUGGCUGUGGAGCGUAAGAACCUGAUCACCGUAUGCAGGUUCUCUGUGAAAACGCUGCUGGAGAAGUACACAGCGGAGCCCAUCGAUGACUCAUCAGAGGAGUUUGUCAAUUUUGCAGCCAUUUUAGAGCAGAUCCUCAGCCACCGCUUCAAAGCCUGUGCCCCAGCAGGUCCAGUGAGCUGGUUCAGCUCAGACGGGCAGCGGGGCUUCUGGGACUAUAUCCGGCUGGCCUGCAGCAAAGUGCCCAACAACUGUGUGAGCAGCAUCGAGAAUAUGGAGAACAUCAGCACAGCCCGGGCCAAGGGUCGGGCAUGGAUCCGGGUGGCACUGAUGGAGAAGCGCAUGUCAGAAUACAUCACCACGGCUCUGCGCGACACCCGGACCACCAGACGGUUCUACGACUCUGGAGCCAUCAUGCUGCGGGACGAAGCCACCAUCCUCACCGGAAUGCUGAUCGGACUGAGCGCCAUCGACUUCAGCUUCUGUCUAAAGGGGGAAGUCCUGGACGGGAAGACCCCCGUGGUCAUCGAUUACACGCCCUACUUAAAGUUUACACAGAGCUACGACUACCUGACCGACGAGGAGGAGCGGCACAGCGCCGAGAGCAGCACGAGCGAGGACAACUCGCCCGAGCACCCGUACCUGCCGCUCGUCACCGACGAAGACAGCUGGUACAGCAAAUGGCACAAGAUGGAGCAGAAGUUCCGCAUCGUCUACGCGCAGAAGGGCUACCUGGAGGAGCUGGUGCGUCUGCGCGAGUCGCAGUUGAAGGACCUGGAGGCGGAGAACCGGCGGCUGCAGCUGCAGCUGGAGGAGGCGGCGGCGCAGAACCAGCGCGAGAAGCGGGAGCUGGAAGGCGUGAUCCUGGAGCUGCAGGAGCAGCUGACAGGUCUGAUCCCCAGUGACCACGCCCCUCUGGCCCAGGGUUCCAAGGAGCUCACUACACCCCUGGUCAACCAAUGGCCCUCACUGGGAACGCUUAAUGGGGCCGAGGGCGCCAGGAACUCCAAGCUCUACCGGAGACACAGCUUCAUGAGCACGGAGCCCCUGUCAGCUGAAGCCAGUCUGAGCUCGGACUCCCAGCGCCUGGGAGAGGGCACACGGGACGAGGAGCCCUGGGGUCCCAUCGGGAAGGACCCCACGCCCUCCAUGCUGGGCCUCUGCGGCUCCCUGGCCUCCAUUCCCAGCUGCAAGUCCCUGGCGAGCUUCAAAUCCAACGAGUGCCUGGUGAGCGACAGUCCCGAGGGCAGCCCGGCACUGAGCCCCAGCUGAGGAACGGCAUGGGCAGUGCUAGCCCCACCUGCCAGGGGCCAUGGACACCUGCCACCUUUCUUCAACAAGAGUCCCCCAGUCCAGGCUACCCUUGCAGAGAACGCUGCCCACCGAGCCAGGGUUCUCUCGGGGAAGAUCCCCUCUGCUCACCUUAGCUUCCUUGCCUGUGGCAGCACGGGCUGCGGAGGAAAGCAGGCUGGGCCAGGAGGCAGGGGUGCCCAAGCCACAGGAAGCCCCUGGGGAAGCCUGCUCCAUUCUUCUGGUGACCCUGGCACUCCCUCACUCAUCUCCCCUUCCCUGUCAGGAGCUGGCGGCCCAGCUUCCACACCCCCACCUCCGAGUCUCUAGCCUCUCCAUCUGUCCCUGUGUAUGCCCUGGAGUCACUCCUUCCUCAGCCCCCAGGACAGGAGCUCUGCAGGGGAUCAGGCAAAUAAAAACCAGAGGACUGA